This is a messenger RNA of Anarrhichthys ocellatus (wolf-eel), 5110 nucleotides long. RefSeq names its product dihydropyrimidinase like 2b (gene dpysl2b). The transcript has 14 exons. Gene Ontology annotation, molecular function: hydrolase activity, acting on carbon-nitrogen (but not peptide) bonds, in cyclic amides. Gene Ontology annotation, cellular component: cytosol; cytoplasm. NCBI's taxonomy places the organism in Eukaryota, Metazoa, Chordata, Actinopteri, Perciformes, Anarhichadidae. The record is from RefSeq and is a predicted model, not a curated record. Bases 486 to 2432 code for a protein of 648 amino acids.
GAGUUCACACAGGCUACAGGUAAUACCUCAUCCUCCUCCUCAUAGCCCAUUGGAUCUUUAAUAGAGUAGGUCUCUCUCUCAUAUGCUAAGACUCGUGAAAUCGCACGAGCAUAUGCUGGAGGCUAGCAGGGCUAAUCUAGACUCAUGAGUAAGCAAAUCAAAACUGUGUGCCGAUCAUAGACCGGGAGAACGGCGGAGGAUUUUCUCACAUCUUGCCCUGAUAUCUCAGAAUAUAUCGCGGUGCAUAUCUCUCUCCCUACAGUGGGAGUGUUUUCACGGAGCAGUAUAGCUGAACAGAUCUUUUGUCACAGUGCGACCACCUGCGCGUGAAUACCGGCAAAAAGGCGGUGGCUGUCCAAGUCCGCGGAGCUGAAAAAAAACAGAACAAGAAAAGAAAAAGAAGCAGCGGAGAGACUCUGAGCGUCUGUGCCACUAUACUUCCCCCCCAGAAACCUACACAGUCUCACACCCCCCACCUGCAAGGCAUGUCGACCGCCGGGGAAGUACCAGACUUCUUCAAGAGCAUGGGCUCCGACAGCCCGUCCAGGCCCAGGCAGAAAUUCUGUGGCGUGUUCUGCCCGGUGGAAGGCUCCUCGGACAGCAAGACGCUGGACUUUGACGCUCUCUCGGGGUGCAGGGGCAAGAGUGACGGGCGAGUCAUUGACCGGCAGACCGACAUCUCCCAGCCGAGGAAGGUGGAGAUCAGGGAGAGCACGGGGAAAGAAGCUCUACAGAACCUGGACGAUAAAAGGAGUGACCGUCUCCUCAUCAAAGGAGGGAAGAUUGUGAACGAUGACCAGUCCUUCUGCGCUGACGUCUAUAUGGAGGAUGGAGUCAUCAAACAAAUCGGGGAGAAUCUCAUCGUGCCCGGCGGGGUGAAAACCAUCGACGCCCACGGCCGCAUGUUGAUGCCGGGCGGCAUCGACGUGCACACGCGCUUCCAGAUGCCCGAUCGAGGCAUGGUGUCCGCCGACGACUUCUACCAGGGCACCAAGGCUGCGCUGGGCGGAGGCACCACCAUGAUCAUCGACCACGUGGUUCCCGAGCCUGGCGUCAGCCUCAUCUCGGCCUUCGAGCAGUGGCGCGAAUGGGCCGACAGCAAGUCCUGCUGCGACUACUCGCUGCACGUCGACAUCACCGAGUGGCACAAGGGCAUCCAGGAAGACAUGGAGGCGCUGGUGAAGGAUCACGGCGUCAACUCUUUCCUGGUCUACCUGGCUUAUAAGGAUGUUUUCCAGCUAAGUGACGCUCAGGUGUACGAGGUGUUCAGUGUGAUCCGCGAUCUGGGAGCCAUCGCCCAGGUGCACGCUGAGAAUGGAGACAUCAUAGCCGAGGAGCAACACAGGAUCCUGGAGCAGGGGAUCACUGGGCCUGAGGGACACGUAUUAAGCCGGCCCGAGGAGGUGGAGGCGGAGGCUGUGAACCGCUCUGUGACUGUGGCCAAUCAGACCAACUGCCCUCUCUAUAUCACUAAGGUGAUGAGCAAGAGUGCUGCUGAUGUCAUCGCCCAGGCCAGGAAGAAGGGCACCGUGGUCUACGGAGAGCCAAUCACCGCAAGCCUGGGAACAGAUGGUUCUCACUAUUGGAGCAAGAACUGGGCCAAGGCAGCCGCCUACGUCACCUCCCCUCCCCUGAGCCCCGACCCCACCACACCAGACUAUCUCAACUCCCUGCUCUCCUGUGGUGACCUGCAGGUGACAGGAAGCGCCCACUGUCCCUUCAACACCGCCCAGCGUGCCGUGGGCAAAGACGACUUCAGCUUGAUCCCCGAAGGCGUCCAUGGUACCGAGGAGAGGAUGUCUAUCAUCUGGGACAAGUGUGUGGUGACCGGUAAGAUGGAUGAAAACCAGUUUGUGGCGGUGACCAGCACCAACGCCGCCAAGAUCUUCAACCUGUACCCCCGCAAGGGUCGCAUCGCCAUGGGUUCGGACGCCGACCUGGUGCUGUGGGACCCAGACGUCACGAAGAUCAUCUCUGCCAAGAGCCACAACUCGACUGUCGAGUACAACAUCUUUGAGGGCACGGAGGUGCGCGGCGGGCCUCUGGUGGUGAUCAGCCAGGGCAAGAUCGUCUUGGAGGAAGGGAACCUCCACACCACUGAGGGCUCGGGACGCUUCGUGGCCCGCAAACCCUUCCCCGACUACGUCUACAAGAGGAUAAAAGCUCGCAGCAGGCUGGCUGAGCUGAGGGGCGUGCCCAGAGGACUGUACGACGGGCCGGUCUGCGAGGUGUCGGUCACCCCCAAAACCAUGACUCCCUCCUCCUCCGCCAAGACCUCACCUGCCAAGCAGCCCAACCAGCCCGUCCGUAACCUGCACCAGUCUGGUUUCAGCCUAUCCGGUGCUCAGGCUGACGACAACAUUCCUCGCCGGAACACCCAGCGCAUCGUGGCGCCACCGGGCGGCAGGGCCAACAUCACCAACCUGGGUUAGAGCCCCCCGCCCCCCCCCCACGGGCCGCUAAGGAGGAAACGAAAGAGAUCGGAGGACGGACGGUCGACAGGAGCUGAGGGGUCGAGAGAACCACUCCACAACGCCGGGAGCUGAAAACCCAUCGCAGCACCUGACCGGGCCCAUCUGUCAGCCUCAAUCUCCCACCUCCUCCUUCGCUGGCUUUCACGGGCCCACUCCCUCCCCCCCCCCCCCCUCCGAUCAUAGAGGACACCGUUAGAAACGACAACAAGAAAAAGGUCUGCCUCAUAUGAUGACAAAAGAGAAAAAAAUGAAAACACUCAUUUGAGAACUUUUGACUGCAUUAUUUCAUUUUUUUUUUUUUUACACUGUAUUUUCUCCCUGCCAUGUGUCCUUUUGAUGUUUGAUUGACUGUUGUUUUAAUAGAGGGGUCAAGUGAGACUAAACUGAAUUAACACCGCUAAGAGAAGAGGAACAUUUUCAUGCAGGAUGUGCAUUGUGUUUCCACUCUUCCCUUGUCAUUUGGGAGAGGAGUCUAAAUGGCGCACCGGUACAAAGACCAGUAUUGUUUUGAUCUUUUCUUGCUUUCCUUGAACAGGCCAAACGGUAGCUUUGUUUGGAAUCUGAACAGUCUUACAGUUCAUUCAGCCAACACGCUGUCAACUUAUUUGUGAUUUGUAUUAUUAUUGUUGCACUUCUGUUGCUUCACUUUACACUGCAUCCCCACCCGUCACAACAUCAAUUGAUUAUUAGCCAGGAGGACGGCCUUAAGGUUUGCACACGGCGAUCUUUCUAUUAUAGGCUCUGGCUGCACUGACUCAUCUCAUGUUUUCCCACCUGUGGCUUUGUGUAGGAACACAAGUAGAAAACCAUAUUCCACAUUUGGCAGCUGCCUUAGAGCUUUUUUUUUUUUUUUUUUAGCUGAGGAGCUUUGGCAGGUAGUAAAUGGAGGUUGAUGAUAAGUGGGAGAACGGAAGGAAAGAUCUCAGGAGGAAAGAGAAAGUUAUACUCGCUUGUCGCUUCAAACGCAACCUUUCCUUUCGGUGUCUCAAUGUCGUCCUGUUGAGCGAACCUUCAGAGAAUCCUAACCGUCCAUGAAGGUUUUGAUUAACAGCCGUUGAGGCUCCUGAUCCCCGUCCAUCACUAUCCAGUGUAUUUGCAUACAGAAUGUUUCUCCUCCAAAUGUGACUGUUUUAUACUCAUCAAACCCCUCUUUUCUUUUCUACUCUGUAUGUGCCUGAACCCACAGAAGUUGUACUGAUAGUUUUUUUUCUUCUUCUUCCUGUUUUGUUAUUCUUAUUGAAGGUUAGUGAAGGAUGUAAGAUAAAGAGGAAAAAAAAAGAAAGAUGUAAGAUAGCCAGGAUAAAACCGAUUCUAAGGUGCCAGAUUUUGCGCUUUCACAGGGCCCGCCCUUGUCGGCGGAGCCCCUGUAAAGACGGAAAAACGUUCGAUAUUGAGAAAUGUUCUAAUGUUUUAGGGUUUUUAACUUUGUCGUCAAACUGCUUUUUAGUGUCAUUCUGUAACUAGGCGCCUGAGGGCCGAGCACUUUUGAUUUACGCUUGAAAGUAGACGAGCUGAUGUACUUCUGACUAGUAUGCGGUGUUGAUGUGUGGGGGAUGUACACCACUUCUUUACUGGUGUGGACGUGACUUUGCUCCGGGCUGUGCUGAGCUCUCGACGUUCCUUAUUUAUUUUUUUGUUGCAUGAUCUGGUUUUCAUUUAGCCAAGCGACUGAUUUCCUGUGUUGGUCCUUAUGCCAACGAGGUCUUGGAAGCCAGUCACCAUCUCUCUCUGUAGACCCUUUUUCUUCCCAGUGACUCAACACAGAGCAACAAGCUCACCCUGGCUCCACGCCAGGGACCAGUUCAAUAUAUGUGGAUCAAGACCAGUCUCUGCUUUAGACUGGUUUUGCAUUCUUUAGACUAAUCUGAUGAAGACCUUCUCCUGAAUUAAUGUCCUACUAGUCGCUAUAGCAGCGCAUAAAUAGCUUGUGUCACUCACACGCAUACAUAUAUGAUGUGUGUGUGUAUAUAUAUAUAUAUAUAUAUAUAUACACGAACUACACCAACUCUGUUUGUGCUUUCAACCCUAGUAUUCCAGGCUUCCUCUCAUCUAACUGGAAGCCUACAGAAGGCAAGGUCAGCGUUACGGAUGGUAUGUGUUUUUUUUGUUUUAUUUUUAAAGGAUCCAAAGCGGGGGGAAUGAAGCUCGUGUCUGAAGCCAUCAAAGAUGAGACAUGAUAGGAAUCUCCACGGCAACUUGUGCAUCACACAACGAGGUUUCUGUAAGUCAGGAAGUAGGGAAUAAGACCCUGUGUGUCUGACUGCUGUUGCCUCUUUUCCUUUUUUUAAUCCUCCUAAUUAAUGAGAAACACUCCUAACACUCUCUUCUUUUAGCUCUACACUAUGACACUUCCUGCUCCACUACUUCGGUGGGACGAAGAGACACUUCUAGAGCAUAGCUCUUGUGAGAGUAACAGCACGCUCCUUGUAUUUUUCUAUUUUCCGCGUCACUCCUUCCUUUCAGCUUGUCUUUAUCCGUCUUUCCUCUUUUCAUUCCUUCCCUCCCUCCCUGGCUCCGUCGUUGUUUCUGGCUGUUGCCGAGGCGACAGACCCCUCCGCUCUCACACGGGGCUCUGCUUUUUUGUUUGUCAUGGCAACGCUUGUCAGAUCGGAGGUUGCUCGUAGCAACUCGUCUCC